AUGGUCAUUACGUUUGUUUGUCUUCCCCUAGCUGGUGUUUGGCGUUUAUCUCAAUAUGGUGUUAAUCCACCUGCUGCCAGUGUUGUUGCAUUACUCGCAUUAUUUUCAUAUGUAUCAUCAAUUACUAUGAUUGGAGUUGCAUUUUCAAUGGUUGCUACAUUACGUCACCCAAAAUUAUACAAAUAUAUUUGUUCACACAAUAUUCGUGAUUACUUAAGUUUUUACCCGCAUUUAUUUAUGUAA
Messenger RNA from Adineta ricciae, 243 nucleotides. NCBI's taxonomy places the organism in Eukaryota, Metazoa, Rotifera, Eurotatoria, Adinetida, Adinetidae. The record is from the annotation of a GenBank genome assembly.